Messenger RNA from Sceloporus undulatus (fence lizard), 4685 nucleotides. RefSeq names its product BLM RecQ like helicase (gene BLM). Gene Ontology annotation, biological process: double-strand break repair via homologous recombination; telomere maintenance; DNA replication. The record is from RefSeq and is a predicted model, not a curated record. The transcript has 21 exons. Gene Ontology annotation, cellular component: cytoplasm; chromosome; nucleus. The coding region runs from base 19 to 4554 and encodes 1511 amino acids. NCBI's taxonomy places the organism in Eukaryota, Metazoa, Chordata, Lepidosauria, Squamata, Phrynosomatidae. Gene Ontology annotation, molecular function: hydrolase activity, acting on acid anhydrides, in phosphorus-containing anhydrides; four-way junction helicase activity; ATP binding.
AAUGGCCCUUUCCUCAGAAUGGACUCGUCCUGCUGUCGCUCCCCCGGGAAAAAGAAUGGUACAGCCCCGUCCCUCCUUGGCCCCGCCCCUUCUCCCCACUCAUCGCCCCGCCUUCUUAGGGCGCCGGAAGUGCUCCUUAGACGUCACUUCCUCCGCGUCCGGCAGCCAAUAAGGAGCUCGGGCGCCUGCGAAGGCGCUGAAUGCGAAAACGGAGGCUGGUUGGGGCCUAGCGGCGGUAGAAGGCCGGGCGCGACCGGGGAGUCGAUUGAGCCUCUUCCCCGGGAAGGGAAGGAAGGAAGGAAGGAAGGGGCGCCUGAGCGCUCGAGCUUCCCUUACCUCCUUGGCCGGCUCUCCCUCGGAAACAGAAUGGCGGCGCCUCCCAAGAACAACCUCCAGGAGCGGAUGGAAAUCUUCUACUCUGGAGGGAACCUCAACAGACUGGCGCCCAAACCCAGGCCCAAGGCUCCGGGCUUCACCUUCCGGAAGAUCACCAAUGUCCCGAACUACGCAGCCCCAGAAGGCCAGGACCUGAAGGAGAAGGAGGCCGGCUCCUGCCUGGGGAAACCAAGCAGCCUCCCUGGCCCUGGAAGCAAACAGGCCAAGAUCAGGGAUCUCUUUGGGGCCGCCCUGAAAGGAGGAGGGAGGCCCAGCCGCCGGCAGGAGCCCUGGCCGCCUCUUCUGGGCUGCUCUGCUUCUCCUGCCAAAGACAGAGACGCAGGCGGCAGGCCGCAGGACCCAGAAAGAGGCGCCCAGGACGCCUGGGAUGACAUGGAGGACUUUGAGACAGCCGGGCAGCCAAGGAAGCGCCCAAAGCUACCUCCUUUGGCUUCGGACGCUCUGCUUGCGAAAGCUGCCAAGGCUGGAAAGAGCCCGGGCCCCUUCCCCAGCCAGCCCUCCUCCGCCUCUUUGGCUGCAGGAAGAGGCAAGGGCUGGGCUGAUAGCCAGAGCGGCGUCAUCCAGAUUCCGGAUGAUGAAGAGGAUGCUCCAGGGAGCCAGUCGGUCAUUUGCCUGGACCCAAUGCCCAGCCGCUCCAAAAGCCCUCCAGACGGAGGUCUUCCAGUGGAGAGCCCCUUGGCUGACAAGAAUCAGCAGCCUUUGGAGGCACAGGAUGAUAUAGACUUCAUGCUAAAUGGAACGGAGAAGUCAGCGGAUGGUGACUGGAACGACCCGGUGGUCUGCAGUGAGUCUGAGACGGAAGAGUAUGUCGACUUCGUACCUCCUUCUCCCGGGGAAGAGAUCUCCUCUUCUGCGUCUGCGCCUUCUCUUAAAAACCUGAGUCACAUUUUUAAAGACCCUGACGUUGAGAAAACACAGGCUCCUGAAGUGUUGAAAAAGAGCUUUCCUGACUGCAGAGGAAGCAGCGGUGGAAGCGUCAAGGCACAGGAAGGCAAGCUCUUUCCAUUGGGACAGUCCCUCUGCAGCGUGAAUGAAAACAUCUGCAAGCUGGUGGAUUCAAUCCCGGAAAGGGAGCUGAGGUUUUUAUCAUGUGCGAAUAACCUCAUUCCGCUCAGAGAUUACAGAAGAAAACUGUUAAAUAAUCCCAUUAGUGGAAGUGAAAAGAACACAGGGACAUAUCUGGAUGUAAAGAAGCCUUAUUCUAGGGAUGAUAGAUCCCUGGAUAGUGGGGUCUCCUUUCAGAUGGAAGAAGGAAGUCCCAUUAGUCCUCCAGAGGGUACUUCUAGACAGCCUUCUCUGCAACAGUUUGAUCUUGCUGAAUACCAGUGCAACUUCCAUUCUACUCCCUCCAUGGUACCUUCCAAUCGAGACUCCAGUAAUGCCGGCCCAUCUAGCUUUUUGGGGAGUUCUGUUCUGGACAUUGAUCUCUCUCCCUUGGAAAACACAUCAUCAUCAUCAUCAUCUUUUCCCAAAAGAGGCUCCAGUGAAAGAGUGUGGUCUGAAUCAAGACAGAAAAAUUUUCUGGAUUCAGAGACGAAUUUAAGAGUUAUAAGUGGUCAGCGUGUUGGUGAGAAUUCCUUGGCAAACAAAGCCGUGAGCUUUGAUCAUGAUAACUUUGACAUUGAUGACUUUGACGAAUUGGACGACCUGGUACAUACUUCGGACCCGGAACAGCCUCCUAGAGCUCACCGCCAGCCUGCCAUCUCAUUUCUGGGAAACAGCUUCCUCACAGCCAAGGAAAGUGGUCAUCUUUCAAAUGCGGUUCUUCCCAAAGCGAACCAGGCUGUGUCCGCCAAGACUACUUUGGUCCCACUGGUUGAAAAUCCCUCUGCCAGAAACCCGUCCCUGGAACUCUUCAGGGGCCUGUCCUUUCCCCAUUCCAACGAAAUGAUCAACGUUUUCCACAAAAAAUUUGGUCUGCAUCACUUCCGAACAAACCAGCUUGAGGCCAUCAACGCUGCUCUCCUGGGCAAAGACUGUUUCAUCUUGAUGCCCACAGGAGGUGGCAAGAGCUUAUGCUACCAGUUGCCAGCCUGUAUUUCCGUGGGAGUCACCAUCGUAAUUUCCCCCUUGAGGUCACUGAUAGUGGAUCAAGUUCAGAAGCUGACUUCGAUGGAUAUUCCCGCUACAUACCUGACGGGUGACAAGACUGACUCAGAAGCAUCCAGAAUCUACAUGCAACUGGCAAAGAAGGAUCCCAUCAUCAAGCUCCUGUACGUUACUCCGGAGAAGGUCUGUUUAAGUGGCCGGCUGAUGUCAACUCUGGGGAAUCUGUACCAGCAGCAGCUGUUGGCCCGCUUUGUGAUUGACGAAGCGCACUGUGUCAGCCAGUGGGGUCAUGACUUUCGCCCAGACUACAAGCGGCUGAGCAUGCUUCGUAAGAAAUUUGGCUCUGUCCCGAUGAUGGCUCUCACUGCCACAGCAAACCCCAGAGUGCAAAAGGAUGUCCUCAAUCAGCUGGAAAUGCUUAAGCCACAGGUGUUUACUAUGAGCUUUAACAGACGCAAUUUGAAAUAUGAUGUUUUGCCCAAGAGGCCAAAAAGCGUUGCUUUGGACUGCUUGCAAUGGAUCCAAAAGUACCACCCCUAUGACUCUGGCAUAAUCUAUUGCCUCUCGCGCUACGAGUGCGACUCAGUUGCCAACAGUUUGAGGAGCGCUGGUCUGUCCGCACUUGCGUAUCAUGCCGGUCUCCCUGAUGAAACGCGAGACAUUGUGCAGCAGAAGUGGAUUAAUCAGGACGGAUGCCAGGUAAAACGGAUCAUAUGUGCCACAAUUGCUUUUGGGAUGGGAAUUGAUAAGCCUGACGUGCGCUUCGUGAUCCACGCCUCUCUCCCUAAAUCUAUUGAAGGUUACUACCAGGAGUCCGGGAGAGCUGGACGUGACGGAGAGAUGUCUCACUGCUUGCUUUUCUACAGCUAUAGCGACGUCACCAGAUUGAGGCGGCUCAUUAUGAUGGAAAAGGAUGGUAACAGCCACACGCGGCAGACUCAUUUCAACAACCUCUACAGCAUGGUCCAUUACUGUGAGAACGUCGUAGACUGCCGGAGAAUACAACUGCUAGCCUACUUUGGGGAAACUGGCUUCAACUCUAAAUUUUGUAAGGAAUAUCCCGAUGUAAGUUGUGACAACUGCCGCAAACUACAGGAUUAUAAACUGAAGAAUGUGACCGAAGGAGUGAAAAGCAUCAUUAGGUUUGUCCAGGAGCAUUGUGGUGAAAGGGGAGCGAGAAACGCAAAAGGAACCACAGGGCGCUACACGCUCAAUAUGAUGAUUGACAUUUUCUUGGGUACAAAAAGUGCCAAGAUUCAAUCCGGUAUAUUUGCCAAGGGAGCAGCCUACUCACGCCACAAUGCAGAGCGACUCUUCAGAAAGCUGGUCUUGGAUAAGAUUCUGGAUGAAGAGCUAUAUAUCACAGCGAACGACCAAGCCGUAGCCUAUGUCCAGGUUGGAGAAAGAGCUCAUGCGGUGCUGAAUGGCUCCCUGCAGGUGGAGUUCUGUGAGACAGAAAGCGCCACCAGCAUCCGCAAGCAGAGAGCUUCCGUGGGCAGGAUAUCUCAGCGGGAAGAGAUGGUUCAAGAGUGCCUUUCGGAGCUCACAGAGGUCUGCAAAAACCUGGGGAAAGUGUUUGGCGUCCAUUACUUCAACAUUUUUAACACUGCCACGCUGAAGAAAAUAGCAGAUAAACUGUCGUCGGACCCAGAGGCCUUACUACAGAUUGAUGGUGUAACAGAAGACAAGCUAGAAAAGUAUGGAGCAGAAAUAAUUGAAGUCAUGCAGAAGUAUUCUGAAAGGAUAUUGCCAGAGGAACACCAGCCUUUUCCAGCCAUAAACACUGCUACAAAAAACUACAGUAAUGACGAGGGAGAAGAGGAGCUGUGCACAACCUCUAGUUACUUCCAAAACGGAACCAACCGGGGAAGGAAGAGGAAGACGUCACAAUACUUCAGAGAGUCGAAAAAGAAAAAAUCUGGGUCUGGAGGUCAACAGGCUCAUUUGAAGAGGGGUUCUAAAGGCUGCAAAAAGACAUCAUCCAACUCUGCAGGUCCUUCACAAUUUGUUCCUCCAGUCAAACUCGGAAUUGGAAGAAAGCUAGGCAUUAUGGCACCACCGAAGCCCCAAAGCAGACAAUACCUUAAGCCUUCUUACUCGCUUUUGUAACGCCCUUAUUGCCCUUUCCAUUCCCAUGCACAUGGGACUCAAUAGUUUCUGUAUCAUAAUGUAUAUAUGUUUUGACUUGUAGCUAAAUGUUUUAUAAACACGUUUUGGAGUUUACUGUGAGAAACGUCAAA